Planococcus citri (citrus mealybug) is the source of this 897-nucleotide messenger RNA. RefSeq names its product NADH dehydrogenase (ubiquinone) B17 subunit (gene ND-B17). Bases 112 to 756 code for a protein of 214 amino acids. The record is from RefSeq and is a predicted model, not a curated record. Gene Ontology annotation, biological process: mitochondrial electron transport, NADH to ubiquinone. The transcript has 3 exons. NCBI's taxonomy places the organism in Eukaryota, Metazoa, Arthropoda, Insecta, Hemiptera, Pseudococcidae.
AUCAAUCGUUCGGAAAAUUUUGUUUUCGUAGAUGCGUAAAAUUCGUAAUGAAAUGCCCUUACUAAGUCUUUGAUCACAAAAAAGUUUUGAGUGUAUAAUUUAGUGUUAAGAAUGACGGAUAAAGAUACUUUUAUCCAAGAAAAACUCGUGGGUUAUCAUGAUAAACCAUGCAGUUACUGGCAAAGACUCCCAUAUCGGUCAGAUACAGGCGGUGUUUCUCCUAUGCUGCUGGAAGGUUUGGAAAAAUACACUAAUCACCGAAUUCAUGGUAUGACACCGGACCGACGAGCUUGGAGGAAGCAGUUUUUGUUGGAUCAGAAUCUGUCUCAUAGAGAACCUGUUUUCGUUCCGGAAUUGUACUACGAAAUCAAUAACCCAAUAAGACGGUUCUUGAGAUAUCCGUACAACAAACUGGAACAGGCUGUCCUGAAGAUAACUGGAAACUCAUUGGUCGCCAAAUCCGCAAAAAUCUAUGCUGUCAAAUCCACGUAUUAUCUCUUAUUCAUAUUCGCUGCGUCGUAUUACUUCAUGUAUAACAAGAGGGAUUGGACUCGAAUCGGAGGAAUCACGGUGCAACAGUCUAAACCCAUCAUAUUUCCUGGAGCUCCUGGGUACCCUUACGAAUCAAAUAUGAAAUUGAGUGAAUUUUACGACAUGGGCUUCAGCAAAAGUGCAUUGUUUAAAUCUGAGGAACGGAUUAAAGCUGAAUACGCGAAAGAAUUGGAGCAAAAGAAGCUAGCUCAAAAGAAACAAUAAAUCAUUUUGAAAGGAAACAAUGAGUAAAACUUGUAGUAAUGUUUCUUCCCGGAGCACUCUUAUUGGAUGAAAUAAUUUAUUACUGUUUCAUCGGUAGUUAUCAAUGUAAAAUAUUAUACAAAAUAAAGGUUUGUUCGUUAA